Molecule: messenger RNA, 6413 nt
Organism: Armigeres subalbatus
Lineage: Eukaryota; Metazoa; Arthropoda; Insecta; Diptera; Culicidae
Gene: Asap
Product: arfGAP with SH3 domain, ANK repeat and PH domain-containing protein
Exons: 16
Coding region: 1206-4748 (1180 amino acids)
Biological process (GO): positive regulation of GTPase activity
Cellular component (GO): cytoplasm
Molecular function (GO): protein binding; GTPase activator activity
Source: RefSeq, a predicted model, not a curated record
CGUCCGGUGGUGAAGUGAAUCCCGUUCCGAUCGUGUGCGUCGGUGGUGCAAGAGAGACAAAAAGUCCCGCGAGUCCCGUUGGAGCGAACAAGAGAUCAUCAUAUUUGGGAAACGAAAAAGCUUCUCUGGCUUGUGCGGUGUUGCGUCGCGCUUGGACAAAACGGAACGGGAACAUUUUGCGCGACGACGGAUGAGUCGAGUCACCGAGCGAAAGUACGCACACGGUCUGUCAGUUUGCUGAAAGAGUGUUGGGGCGAUUGCGAAGUUGUGUGUGCGCGAGGAAAAAGAAGCUGUGAAUUUUCGAUGGGGAAAAUAAUUUUUGGAUGGAUUUUCGGUUAAAAGUGGUCGAAUUAAUUGCAGCGGAUUACGGUUUAGUGUAAAGUUGAUCGGGGCGUGUCGCGUCAACGGAAUUUGCUGGAACUGGAGGAUUUAUCAGCGUUGAAAGUCUCUGCCAAGAGCCUUCGGUGGUCGGAAUUGAAAAAGUGGGUGUUUCUUUGGCGUUUUUUCAUCGGUGGUUGGAACUACUGACUGGGCGAACAUCGGCUAUUGCGAAUGAUUAGGACUGAGAAAUUUGGUGAACUAGUUUUGCGAAAAUCGAGCCCUGCGAUCCAGGAGGAGGUGUGACCUUACCUUAUCACCGUGAACCAGAAUGUGAUGCGAAAAUUAUUAUCGAUGUCGUCUGAAGGCAGCAGCAGCAGCAGUGUUUAGAUGGUUGUGAUUGUGUGCGUUUUCCGAUUCCCAUCAGGAGCCCUCGCUGGGGCUACUCUGCGUGAGUGAGCGAAGUUAGGGGCAAGGUGUCUGAACGUAAAAUCCGACCGAAUUUAAUAAAACGAAAAGAAAUCAACGAUUUGAGAUAUUUUUAGAAACCCGAUGGAAACUCUGGAACAACAGAAUUGCGGUGUUUAUGCGCUCGAAGCGGAAUAUUGUAUGUUGUUUAACCAGUGCCAGUGAAUAUCUAAUUAUACGACCAGUGAAAAAUUGAAUGAUUACUCAAACGGGUGGGUAACAGGAAGAGAAAAAGGGCGAAAAGAAGCGACUCAACCGCGGUCCGUGAGCUGGGAGUGCGAGUUUAUUUUGUGGGGUUCUGCUUCAAAGGAGAAAAAGAACCACCUGUCGUUUCCCGCAGUCGACGCGCUGGUUUCCUAGGAUAAAUUAUUAUCGUUUUUGAAGCCAGCUGGAACGAAGUUUUCUUUUUCCGAAGCAAAAUGCCUGGAUUAAUUGGUGUAAGCGAGUUCCUCGAGGAGACCCGGGAGGACUACAACUCGCCGACGACGUCGACCUUCGUGUCGAGGAUGGUCCAGUGUAGGCAAACGAUUGCCGCCCUGGAAGAGACACUUGACUUCGAUCGGGAAGGACUGACCAAGCUGAAGAAAGCUGUUAAAGCAAUACACAACUCCGGAAAUACACACGUGGACAACGAGAUGUGUCUGGUACGGGCACUGGAACGUCUCGGCUCAGUGGCGUUGUCCAAAGAAGAACCCGACAUCGGUGCAGCGUUCCUGAAAUUUUCCGUCGUCACCAAAGAGCUCAGCGCCCUGAUGAAAACGCUGAUGCAAAACAUCAACAACAUCGUCAUGUUCCCGGUGGAUUCGCUGCUAAAAAGCGAGCUGCGGGGUAUGAAGGGCGAAAUGAAGAGGCCAUUUGACAAAGCUGCCAAAGAUUACGAUUCCAAGUUUAUGAAAAUAGAGAAGGAGAAAAAAGCGCUGGCCAAGGAUGCCGGCAUGAUGCGAACCGAGGUGACUCCAGCGGAAAUUGCCGAGGAAAUCGAAAAGGAACGGCGAGUGUUCCAGCUGCAGAUGUGUGAGUAUCUGAUAAAGUUCAACGAGAUAAAAACGAAGAAGGGUAUCGAGCUGCUGCAGCACUUGGUCGAGUACUAUCACGCUCAAAAUAACUAUUUCAAAGACGGCCUCAAGACAAUCGCACACUUUGGGACGUACAUCGAAGAGCUGAGCGUGAAACUUCAGACAAUCCGUCAUAAACAAGACGAGGAACGACGGAAGCUGCUAGAGCUGAGGACAUUGUUGCGCUCAUCGCCGGACUUCGACCGGGUGGAGAAUGUUCCCAGCGAUAAGGGUGCCGUAGGUUACUCACUUCACCAGCUGCAGGGCGACAAAAACCACGGUGUCACACGAUCCGGGCAUUUACUGAAAAAGAGUGAAGGCAAAGUGCGGAGGGUGUGGCAAAAACGACGAUGUCGGGUGACAGCUGACGGCUUCCUGGAUAUCUGCCAUGCAGAUGAAACCAAAGCACCAACUCGAGUCAACCUUCUUACCUGCCAGAUUAAACCAGUGUCGGACGAUAAGAAAGGGUUCGACUUAAUUAGUUAUAACCGACCGUACCAUUUCCAAGCAGAAGACGAAGCCGACCAAAAGGCGUGGAUGUCGGUGCUGAUGAACUGUAAGGAGAAGGCAUUAGCCAAAGCAUUCCAACACGCGACACCCCAGAUGAGCCCUAGUCUAAUCGAACUGCAGAAGACUGUGAUUAAGUACAUCCAGAACCUGCCCGGUAACGAUCAGUGCUGUGAUUGUGGAUCCAGGAACGACGUUACCUGGAUUAGUUUAAAUUUUGGCAUCCUGGUUUGCAUCCAGUGCUCCGGUGUGCACCGUGAUCUGGGCGUGCACCAUUCCCGGAUACAGAGUCUGACGUUGGACAAUCUAACUACGGCGCAGUUGCUGAUUGCCAGAGCCAUGGGCAAUAACAGCCUGAACGAGGUGAUGGAAGCCACGCUAGGGAGCGGGAAGCUGACACCCGAUAGUUCGAUGGAGGAACGAUACGAUUUCAUACGAGCAAAGUACAUCGCCAAGAGGUACGUUAUGCGUACUUGUGCCGAUGAUCGGGACUUGCGGAAUGAUCUCGAGCAAGCUGUGAUCAAUGCCGAUCUUGGUCAGUUGCUGCAGGUAUGGGCUGAAGGUGCCGAUCUGUCCUGCGUGUUACCAUCGUCGGAUUUCGGUGAAACGGCACUUCAUCUUUCCGUUUUGCGGGAGAUGGGUUCCACGUUGCACAUAGUUGACUUUCUAAUUCAAAAUAUGACCGCUCAAGGUUUGAACAAACAGACGAACCCCCCCGGCCCGGCGGAUAUGUCCGGCAAGAAUACGGCCCUUCACCUGUGUGGUCUGCACGACCGAAGAGAGUGCAUGAAGCUGUUGCUGCGAUCUGGCUGUGAUUACGAGAUCAAAAAUUCCCAAAAUCGUACCGCACUAGACAUUGCCAAAGAGAUGGGGCACGAGGUGUGCAAGGAGUUGAUUGAACAUGCCAUAAAGCGCGAAAAGAGCGCCUUCGAUCACAUCAACACGGACUGGAACAUCCACGACGAUGGGUCAACAGAUUUCUCCGACGACGAUACGGUGCUAAUGGAUGAGCGAAAGUCCCGAUCGCGUCCGCCCAGCUUUGUAGGUGGUGAGUCUCCGGUGCUACGGUCCCGCUCGUCCACCUGUGACUCUAUCCAGAGCGGUUCCAGUCCCAGUUCAAGUUGCAAUCCGAAUUUGGUCGGUGCUCAGCAGAUUCCCGGCGGCAGCCAGCAGCGACAAAUCCCAAUCCCCUCCUCCGGUACUAGUCCGAAACAAUAUGCCGGAGGAUUCACGUCGCACUACGGUUCCGGAGUCGGGUCAGCGACCGGCGGUUCUAGUCCUAAUUCUAGUAGUUCCAGCAGUAUUAUUCGUCAAGCGACGGCACAGAUUUCAGCAGCUGCAGCUGCCGCCGCUGCGAGUUCGCAGAGUAAAAAGUCAUCCUCCGUUAAUAUUGGCUCGUUGAAGAAACGCACGGCUCCGGCACCUCCGCCGACCACUUAUGGUACGUUGCCACAUGCUCCACGCCAUUCGCAAACCAUCGAUAGUGAAAUAUUUGGAGUAUCGGCGCCUCACCUGCAUCAUCAUCAUCCGGAAAUGUACAGCACACUGCCACACCUGCGAGGUUCCGAUAGCGGCGGAGGGGGAGGAGUAGGAGGAGGAGGAGGCGGUGGGACGGGUUCAUCCGCAGGCGGUAAAUCGAAUUCGUCCCAACAGUUGCAUUUCGAUAACAAAAUCUACGAAAGGUUUGAGGGAUACAUUCAAGCCAAUAGGGAUCCCAACUUUCUCAGUACCUUUACCGGUGGGCACAAACGAUCGCCUAGCGGGGAAUCUUUGGGUAGAAAUUUAGCUGGAGCCAAACUAGUCCUACCACCUGCAGGGGAAAUCCCUCAACUGAAGCCAGUCGAUAAAAGUUUUCACAACAGACCAAAGUUGCCACCGCCACCAGGGCCACCGGCUACAGACAAAUCAAUGUCUAACGGACAAUCGAACGAGAGUUUAUCGUCGAUAGACGACUCAGUAGUGUUAAGGAAAAAGACAACCAAAGCUCAACAACUGAACUCAUCAUCUAACUAUGUGGAUUUCGUGGGAGAACUGGACCAUUCACUGGCGUCGUCCUCGGGUGGAAAUUUGGACUCGGCUAACAGUAGUUUCAGUAGGAACGAUACCAGCGGUGCGUCGGCGGAUUCGUCCGGCGGGGUGGCAUUAGAUGUGCGGAAUAGCUUCAACGUGUCCAAGGGUAGCACGGGCUCAUACCAUGGUUAUGGCGGACUGCGCCGGUGUCGAGCGCUAUAUGACUGCAAUGCGGACAACGAUGACGAGCUUGAGUUCAAGGAGGGUGAAAUCCUGAUCGUCCUGAACGAGCGAACCGACGACGACAACUGGAUGGAGGGCGAAAUAGAGGGGGACAGCUCCCGGCGGGGCAUGUUCCCCGUCAGUUUCGUGCAAAUGUUGAACGAUUAAAGCUACCCGGAUGUAUUUAGUUGAAUAUCGAAAUGUUACAAAUUGGCGCCCAACGGCGGCGAGUGCCGACUUGGGCGAGAACGGAGCUGAGCUCCGUCCACCAAAACAUGUUGGAAAUAGGUGGUUUAAUGUAGAUCGAACAAAUUUAGUGAGUGAAGAUUUCCAGAGUUCCGACACAAAACAAAAUCGUAAAAAGAGUGAUUUUUCUAAGUCUGCUAUCGUUAGAGUAUCGUAACUAAUGCAAAAUUGCAUCCUCUUCUGGUAUUCGAAUAAUCUAUUUUCUAUUUAUUAUUAGUUUUUUACGCCCAGGAGGAUUUCUGUUCUCUCUGUCUCAAGGGAAAGAAAAAUGAUCGAGAGUUAUUAGCGUAGGAUAGUGCGGAUAAGAGAAAAAGAGUACUAUUUUAUAAAUGUGUAUUAUUACUCUAAGAAAUAGGACACGAUGUAAAUCGAAACGAAACUGCUCAAAGUAGAAGAUGGAACCUUUUUCUCCGAUUGAAAUAAAUUUGAUUCCGCAGUGACAAAACAAUGCAGCAACUAACUGAACAGGAUGUUUACCUAAGAAGAAAGCAUUUAUUUUGAGUUCGGUUUAAAAUGAAAAAAGAGACGUGUAAGUAAAUUGACACAAGAUGAUAAUUUUUAAUCAAAGAAACAAAGCAAAAACAAAGAAAGGACAACUACAAAAGCAUAUAUAUGACUAGUUGAUAAAUAUUGUUUGUAAAAAUUAACUACCAUUCACCUAUAGUAUAUAUUGGAAAGUAUGGAACAAAUGAAUGAAACAAACUUUAAACUAUAAAGGAAAAGUCGAAAUAUUAGCAGAGAAGGAAAUAUUAUGUGCCAGUAUACAGAAAAUUUAAACUAAGUGAGAAAGGAAGGAAUUAAGAAACUUGAGUCCAGUGACAACUAUUGAAGCUACUACAAAACAGUACUGUAAUAGGAAAGCAAACAAAUCGUUACUCAAUGUGUAAUAGAAUCGACGUCUCUUUAUCCCAACUCCUCCACCUUCUACUAGAUUGAAGAAAUAGAAUGAAUCAAAUCAAAGACAGUAAAAAACUUAGUUUUCCUCAAUCAACCUCGUCAAAAUGCAGUAUAAUGGAAGAAAUCAACACAGUUUACCAUUAGAAAUUGUCAUGUCAGUGAAAAUCCAGUACGGAAGUGUAGCAUUACUGUUAUAUAAACAAAACAUAUUAAAACAAACAAAUAUUACCAUCUUACGUGGGCUUAAUCUACGAGUAGAACGACGUGACACGUGUCGAAUUCGACUAUGCUCACGUCACUCUUCCGUAGAAUAAGUCCAAGUGAAGCCAGGACGAUUUGGUGGAGCACAUACGAAUGUUGCAUUCAAACCAAAAUUUACAGUGAGAGGGACAGCAAAAAGAAUCAAAGUACCAGAAUGACAACAAAACCAUAAAUGUGAAUGAAUGUUACAGCGGAAAACAAAAGUUUAAAUAACUACCAUGAUACCAUUACUAGAUAAACUACACAGCAACAGAUGCGAAAAAACGGAUAGCAAUGCUUCAUCUUGUAGAAAAGAAUGCAGACUAACUGCGGUAAAAUCGAUCCAUAAACCUAUAUAAUGAAAUCAUUGACAGAGUAUAGAAUACAGUUACGAAUGAGAAAAAAUGAAAACAAAUAUCAACACAGAGACGAACGUUAAACAAAAUCAAA